Molecule: messenger RNA, 1299 nt
Organism: Dioszegia hungarica
Lineage: Eukaryota; Fungi; Basidiomycota; Tremellomycetes; Tremellales; Bulleribasidiaceae
Exons: 3
Coding region: 1-1299 (432 amino acids)
Source: RefSeq, a predicted model, not a curated record
AUGUCCUUCUCGAGUAGGAAUGCCUACUACCUGAGGGUGUCGAACUACCGGACGAUUCCUCUGUUCCUGUAUCUCGACGAACGACAUGUUGACUGGAUGUCAGACGUCGUGCUUCAGCGGGUCAUGGCGGCGCUCCAGCCGCGUAUGAAGGACCUGCUACAGGAGGCCUGGGCGCGGCAGUCCAAGAGCGGGGCGGGGGAAAAGGCGGGAAAGCACAAGGUACACGUCGACCGGGGCGAGGGAUACCAGUACUGUUACUGGCUGAGAGGGACGACCCGAACGGAGGUCAUUCUGCUCAAGCAAAAGACGUUCUCGCUCCGUCCGCCUACGCCUCCUCCAGCCAGCAAGUCGGCUGAGUCGCCUGCGCGAGCGCGGACUUCGACAGCACGGUCUCGGACCCGCUCAAGGUCCGUCUCGCAACGACCAGCAGAUGAGGAGAGCAAUUUCGGGGAUCCAGAGGAGCGGGACGACGAUGACGAGGACGUCAAGCCAGUCCUGCCCGAGGAGGCGGAGGUCAACAUCAAGGACUACAAACCAGACGUCUCAGUGACGUAUAAAGGCUUUGGCACCUCCUCCUUACAGCUUGUUCUGAUCAUCGAACCAUGGCCUCCUCUCCCCUCCUCCUCUUACGCUCCCCCCUCAUCCCGUCUCUCCACCCGCUCCGCCUCGGUUGCUUCCACGUCCGCUCGGUCUCGUACGGCGGCAUCGCGGAGCUCCCGCUCGGGGAUGAGCGGGUCCCGGUUUACGGAUACCGCCCCCCUCGAGCCGACGUCAGUAGAGCCGGUCAACGUUGCCAACAUGCGGAACGCCUCUCGGUCGAUCUCGACCACACCUCAGCCAAAUUCUCGGCGAGGCGGAACGGCGUCAGCUACUCCGUUCAGCACUUCGGGUACACCAGGGCCUUAUGCGCCCGGAGCUUCCUCUCGGAGAUCGGGUACACCACUCUUCUUGCCGGGACCGCGAGAUACCCCGUUCGACAUGGACGAGGAGGACGAGGAAGCGCACGAGAAGUACACGGCGGCGCUGCGAGAGGGCCGGGUCAGGCUGCCGUCGGUGUCCAGACCAGCGGGGAGUGGGGACGAUUUGGGCAAGUCGGCAAGAAGGAGCCUGAAGAGGCAGAUCGAGGAGGAAGAGGAUGAGGGAUAUGAUGAUGAGCCGGAUGGGAUGGACAAGAUGGGAGAGAGGCUUGUGCGCGCGAGUGAAAUGGAAGAAGGGGUGGUCAGGGUGACGGGUGGAUGGGAAGAGAGGGCAGUGGGUGAGGGGAGCGAAGUUCUUGGAAGAGAAGAGGCGGGAGAAUGA